Molecule: messenger RNA, 2983 nt
Organism: Pseudophryne corroboree (corroboree frog)
Lineage: Eukaryota; Metazoa; Chordata; Amphibia; Anura; Myobatrachidae
Product: magnesium transporter NIPA2-like
Exons: 7
Coding region: 77-1144 (355 amino acids)
Biological process (GO): magnesium ion transport
Cellular component (GO): membrane
Molecular function (GO): magnesium ion transmembrane transporter activity
Source: RefSeq, a predicted model, not a curated record
CAUACCUGUACAGUGCUGAGUUCGGGGCCUCAUCAAUGAUCAACAUAAAAGCUCACGGAUAGUCCUAGGCGUCCUCAUGGAGUUCUCUGUGAUCCACAUGAAAAGUCAAGCAAGUCACUACAGGUUUUAUGUUGGGCUGCUACUGGCUCUCUCUUCCAGCAUCUUUAUUGGGGGAAGUUUCAUUCUUAAGAAAAAAGGUCUGCUUAAAUUAUGUGGCCAUGGACAGCUCAGGGCAGGUCAAGGAGGUCAUGCAUACCUGAAAGAGUGGCUUUGGUGGGCUGGUUUGUUAUCCAUGGGACUUGGGGAAGCUGCCAACUUUACUGCUUACAUCUUUGCCCCAGCAACAUUGGUGACUCCGCUUGGAGGACUGAGUGUGUUGGUAAGUGCUGUGCUAUCCUCUUAUUUCCUAAAUGAGAGGCUAACCUUCCCUGGCAAGGCAGGCUGUGUGUUAAGUUUUUUUGGUUCCACUGUGAUGGUUCUUCACGCCCCACAAGAGGAGGAUAUAUCUACACUAGGAGAUAUGGAACAAAUACUCAAAAAGCCAGGCUUUGUGGCAUAUGCUGCAUGCGUGGUCCUAUUAUCUCUCGCACUAGCUACAUUGGCUGCACCUCGUUGGGGUCACACGAAUGUGCUCGUAUACGUGAUGAUAUGCUCGCUAUUAGGCUCACUGUCUGUGGCGUGUGUGAAGGGUCUGGGUAUCGCCAUCAGGGGCCUGUUCUCAGGAAUAGCAGUGUACAAGGAUCCCCUUGGAUGGCUCCUCCUCCUUUGCUUAUGCAUCUGCAUAUCUGUGCAGAUUCACUAUCUCAACAGGGCAUUGGACAUAUUUACAGCCUCCCUGGUGACCCCAAUUUAUUACGUCUUGUUCACCUCUUCAGUACUUGCAUGCUCCGCUAUUCUGUUUGAAGAAUGGCGCCACCUCAGUGGGGGAAGUGUGGUGGGGGCAGUCAGUGGCUUUACCACAAUUGUUCUAGGGGUUUUCUUGCUACAUGCUUAUCGCGAUUUUCCCCUACCUCUUGCACUGCUCCCAACCUAUUUAAACAAGGGAGCUAAAAAGAGAAAUUCUGUCCCUGAAGGUCCCUCUUCUCUAGAGGGGGUGCGAUGGAGAAGUGCUGCUUCCAUUCCAGGAAACCAUCUUCAUGGGUAAGGACCAUCCUUAUAGAGAGCUACUUAACAGACACCCAAAUGCUCUUUGAAAGACUAUACACCAUUGUCGGCAUACACCAACUGUUAUUGCCGUACCACAUUUUUUGGAUGGAUUCUAAUAAUUUGACAUCACUAUUGACAAUUUUUUUAUUUUUUUAUAUUUACAGACAGUGGGACAAGUCCUCAUAAGGGCAUGUACAGAUUUGUGAUUAGACAAAGGUGAAUUUCGUCAUGUUUUCUAAACAUAACCCACAGCUAGUUAACAUUUAUCUGAACAGUUUAGCCAAUUCCUAUGUGGUAAUCUGAGCAGUAUACGGACACUGGAGGUCAUUCGGAUCUGAUCGCAGCAGCAAAUUUGUUAGCUAAUUGGCAAAACCAUGGGGGUCAUUCCGAGUUGAUCGCUCGCUAGCUAGUUUUAGCAGCCGUGCAAACGCUAUGCCGCCGCCCACUGGGGAGUGUAUUUUAGCUUAGCAGAAGUGCGAACGCUUGUGCAGCCGUGCUCUGCAAAAACAGUUUGUGCAGUUUCAGAGUAGCUCUGAACCUACUCAGCGCUUGCGAUCACUUCAGCCUAUUCGUGUCCGGAUUUGACGUCAUACACCCGCCCAGCCACGGCUGCGUUUUUUCAGACACGCCUGCGUUUUUGCAAACACUCCCUGAAUACACCCAGAAACGCCCCCUUCCUGUCAAUCUUCUUGCGGCCGUCAGUGCGAAGAAAAUCUUCGCUAGAACCUGUGCACAACCACAAUGGGCUAUGUAACCGUACGACACACGUGCGCAUUGUGGCCCAUACGCAUGCGCAUAAAUGCCGCUCUUUCACCUGAUCGCUGCGCUGUGAAAAUCGGCAGCGAGCGAUCAACUUGGAAUGACCCCCCAUGUGCACUGUAGGGGGAGCAUAUAUUACAUGUGCAGAGAGAGUUAGAUUUGGGUGGGGUGUGUUCAAACUGAAAUCUAAAUUGCAUAGUAAAAAUAAAGCAGCCAGUACUUACCCUGCACAGAAACAAUAUAACCCACCCAAAUUUAACUCUCUCUGCACAUGUUAUUUCUGCCCCCCCCUGCAGUGCACAUGGGCCCUCAUUCCGAGUUGUUCGCUCACUAGCUGCUUUUAGCAGCAUUGCAAACGCUGGGCCGCCGCCCUCUGGGAGUGUAUCUUAGCAUAGCAGAAUAGCGAACGAAAGAUUAGCAGAACUGCUACCAAAUAAUUCUUUGCAGUUUCUGAGUAGCUCCAGACCUACUCCUAGAUUGCGAUCAGCUCAGUCCGUUUAGUUCCUGGUUUGACAUCACAAACACGCCCUGCGUUUGUCAAGCCACUCUCCCGUUUCUCCAGACACUCCUGCGUUUUUCCCUGACAAGCCUGCGUUUUUUAGCACACUCCCGGAAAACGCUCAGUUACCACCCAGAAACGCCCCUUUCCUGUCAAUCUUCACCGAUCAGCAGUGCGACUGAAAAGCACCGCAGGAACACCAGCAAAUCUACUAAGUUUUGUGUUAAAUAACUUAGCGCAUGCGCUCUGCGUACCAUGCGCAUACGCAUUUAGCAACAAAUCGCAGCAUAGCGAAAAUCGGCAACGAGCUAACAACUCCGUUUUUCCCAUUAGCUAACAAAUUUGCUACUGCGAUCAGAUCUGAAUUAGGCCCAUUGUGUAACAUUUGCAAUUGCAAGUGAGCACUGGUAACACACCACUAUCUAGUCACAUGUCUGAACAAGUUCUUACAAUGUCAAGGCAUUAUUUUGUACAAAAUUAUCUGAAGUAUAUAAAGUGUUUUGAAAAUUUUGCGGUUCUUUAUGAGGAAGUUGUAGCAAUUUUUUGCAGAAUAAUAAAAAAAAUUGAUGUGCACCCUCA